GAGCAAAUUAUCGUAAAUAACUAGGUCGGUUAUAAUUGUCGAUAGUCGUGAAUUGGAUAGAAACGAUGUAUAAUCAUACAAGUAUAAUUAGCUAAUUUUUAUUUUAUUUUCAAGGUUAUGUCCUUAAGCCCAACGAUAAGUUAUAAAGCUGCAGAACCGACAUUUCAUCCCUGGACGGUCAGACAUGAUUCUUUAACCAAAGCAAUUUGGGAUUGGAUAGUACUAUUACUCGUCAUCUAUACUGCAAUAGAAGUGCCAUAUAAUGUUGCGUUCAUAUUACCUAUGUAUAAGAAAGUACGCUUAACGAACAACGCGCUGGAAAUCAUUAAUCUGAGCGUCGACAUUAUGUUUAUUGUUGAUGUCUCCAUAAACUUUCGGACAACGUACGUACAAGGUCGGAGUGCCAAGGUGGUUUGUGAUCCAAAGAAAAUAGCUCGUCAUUAUUUGAGGUCCUGGUUUUUUGUUGAUUUCCUUUCUGCCAUUCCAUUUGAAUUGUUUUCAUUGGUCAGCUCUAAGGAGGUAACCAAAUUUCUAAAAUAGCAUUUAUAUACAAACUUAUUUUGUCUUUAAAUUGUCCUUAUUUUUGUCCAUGCUAUCGAAAGCUUAUAUGAAAAUUGGGCCUGGACGAAAAUUACUUUGUGUAAAUCCAGUCACCCAAUGAAAAUAAAGUGUAUUAUUAUUAUUAUCAUUGGUUAGUACCACCAACCUAGUUCCCAGGUAUCAUCUCCUAACGUAUCGGUGCUGAUUUACUUUGAUUUGUUUUUGCUCAUGAAUUGACAACGAGCUUCAGAAAUGAUCCUGUACCUAUGUUUGUUUGUUUCAGGAGUUUACGUUGAUAAGUCUUCUCAAGACGGCUCGACUCUUGCGACUGGUUCGUGUUGCCAGGAAAUUAGACCGUUAUUCAGAAUACGGAGUAGCUGUCGUUUUCCUUCUUAUGGGACUAUUCACGUUAACUGCUCAUUGGCUUGCAUGCAUUUGGUACGCCAUAGGCAGGGCACAAAGGGCUGAUCAUCCUGCCAACUGGAUUAAUAUACUAUCUCGUGACCUCUCUGGCAAGAGUGGGGUAUCGUCUGGUAAUCCAAAUACAACAGAUGAAUUUGAUGUGUCCUUGACUCACUGUUAUCUUUCAGCCAUGUAUUUCACAUUGAGCAGUCUAACCAGUGUCGGCUUUGGUAACGUAGCGGCUAAUACAAAUGCUGAGAAGGCUUUUGCUGUGUGUGUUAUGUUGGUGGGUGGUAAGUUUAUAUAGUUACUUAUAAUAACAAGAUCUUGUUUAUUGACCAGCAUGACAAAGGUAUAUUUCUGAUAAUAGACAUUUUGUCAAUGGUGACGCCAUUUUGAAAUCGCAGUGCAUUGUGGUCUACCCAGCAAAAUCGGCGUUUUGUAUCGUCCUGUUAUGUAUCAAAUAAUGAGGCUAAAAUAUUAAUGUUCUUGGAAUCUUGCUUUAUUAAAAAGAUAUAUUUAAUUUCGGAAGAAUAACUGAAACCGACAAAAGUUAUAUAAAUUAAAAUAAACCAAUCGAUUGGUUCUGACAGUUGUCCUAGUGUUAUCUGAGUCUUCGAAUGUUAUAAUUGUAAAAUUUAUAAAAAGAUACAGGGGAGCAAAGUUCGAAAUUUUAAAUUUGCAGGCUUAUACGAGCAAAAUACCGGGUGUUAAGCCUCUUUUCCCGAUUCAUUACAAAAAUCAAGUCGCAAGCUAGCUGCGGGUGCUUUCAUGCAACCAUCACAAUUCUUGGCUGUUUAUUUUAAUUGGAUCCAAUUAAGCACUCGCAGCGAUCUUACGAGUUGAUUUUUGUGAUAAGUGAGGAAAAUCCCGUACUCGUCAAAUUGAUCUAUACUCCGUUGUUGUUUACACGAAAGAGUUCACGACAAUCAAGUUACCGCCCCGCAUGUUAUCUUUAAACAGCAAAAGCGGCUUUUUAAUCUAGCUUUCUACCCACGCUACAGCACAAUCGGCAUCACGAUUCAAGGCUGCCAAUUGAAAAUCUCAGUUAUUACUGAAAGCUAAUUUUAAUUUCAUUAUUUAUCAGCUUUAAUGUUUGCAACGAUUUUUGGAAACCUGACUGCCAUAAUACAACGUCUUUACUCAACUACCUCGAAGUACCACAAAGAUCUGGCCAUCGUAAGAGAGUUCAUUAAUUUCUACGAAAUACCCUCACCUUUGAGUGAUAAAUUGGAGGAUUACACGAAAAACAUUUGGGCACAAACCAAGGGAGUUAAUGUAAAAAAGGUAAGUGAUUUCAGAACUUCGAACAUUGUAUGGAAUUGACGAGUACAACUGUCAGCCAUAGCAUUUGUCUGUUAGUGUUACUUGUGCUUUUGGGAUUUUUUCUGCCUUUUGACAGCAAGUUGAAAUAUUUUUUUCAUAUUCGCUAUUUUACCAGUAGACUGUAAACAGCCUACAUUGUAUAUCACGUGAAAUGGUUUGGACUUGUACAUUAAAUUGUUUGGAUUUGGUGCUUAUUUAGUGGCGGACACUGGGGGGGGGGGGGGGGGGGGUUCCACCACUAAUUUCCGAAAACCUUUGAUUGAUAGCUUAGAUUCUACGAAUAAUAAUAUAACAGAGCUGUGGCAUCUUGACCAUGAAACAUGUUCGGCUAGGUAAUCUAUAGAUUAAGCUAUAUAUUGCAUGGAAUUUAACGCAAAAAGGUUAAAUAAUUAAAAUUUCAGCAACAAGGGAGGUCAUAUGGUAGCAACGUAACUCCCCCCGCACGCCACUGUGCUUAUUAUGUUUCUCUUUCGUUCAGGUGCUGGAAUUUUUCCCUGAAUCUCUUCAAACGGACGUGUGUUAUCAUUUGCGACAAGAUUUAUUUAACACUGUCCCAGCUUUCAAAGAAGCUGACCAUUCUUGUUUACGUUCUUUGGCCAUGAAAUUCCGUACUUCUUAUUGUUUACCGGAACAAUGUGUUGUACGGCAAGGCGAUCCAAUUCAGGAAAUGUAUUUCAUAUGUUCUGGAACUGUGGAAGUUGUGAGAGAUGGAAAGAUCAUUCUUACAUUAAGUAAGCUGAAUUACUAAGUUCGUUGCUGCACGAUACAUAAUACUUUUUUACCCUACACUGAGCUGCAUGCAUAUCGCAAUGGCAGAGGUUCUAGAUCUACGACUAUUUGUGUGAUGGAACACAGAGAGAACGUCUGGUCGGAUUAGUUGGUAAAUUCUCACGCCAUUCUACUAGGCCUUGUCCACCAUUUGCAUGUUGCCGUCUAUUUUCCACGUGCAGCAUGUUACCAAAAAAUGGCAGACAAGGACUGGUCGUAUAUGGUGUGAGAAAAGUUCUCAAAAUAAUGUAUCGUACAGUUCCAGAUUAAAUCAAAAGAGAAUAUUCAAUAGAUGAUUUAGCACUGCCCCUUCAUUCCUUUAUUGUUACUGUACGUUAAAGAUAAUGGGAACAAAAUUGUUUUUCGACAGAAAGUACUCGUAAAUUGUAAAUUAGCUAUAAUUUAAGAACUUUUCUUCAUUUCUUGUCGUUCUUGAGAUGUUUUUGAGUGUUUGAUUUGUAAAUGAAGUAAAUCUAUGACAAACUCGUCAAAGUCAUAAAAUCAACAGUUCCAACAUAUAUGUUAAUGAUUCAAUUGACCAAUUUUCAUACAGAAAAUAUCGUGUGAAAUGUGAUAUGAAUUUUGUCUCGUUUGUGAGGUCAUCGUAUUUGCAUAUUAAAUAAAGUAAGUUAAACAAAGAAAGAGAUGAAUAUUUUGCAAAAUGAGUUAUUCUACAGUUAAUUGAAGAGUUCUUUCAAACUGGUCAACUUCAAUUUCGUUGCCAAUAUAUCCAUUUAAAUUUGAUCAUCCCACUAUAUAUACUAUAUAUAGACAUUAUAAUACUAUUUUGUUUUCGUUAAUUAAAACUGAAACAUUUCCUUUUGCACUGUUUCUGUAGGCAAGGGAGACGUCAUAAGCUGCGAUUAUAAAUCUUUGAAUCAUAUACCGAAGGCGAAUUCAGAUCUUAUAAUUUGCACAAUCGCAGAGAUACAUUCAAUCGACUAUGAAGAUUUAUUGGAAUGUCUUCGGGCUUACCCUGAAUUUGGAGAGACAUUCUUUGAACGCCUUGAAGUGUCUUACAGUAUACAAGAAUAUGAAAACGUAAAUAUCAGGUUUUAUUUUAGUGCUAGCUGUUCCUAUAGUUAAUGCAUGCAUAUGCCUCUUACCUCUGCAACUGGGGAUCCAUUCCAGAAAUAUAUGUUAUUUACUGAUUGCAUGUAGGGAGAGCCCAAUCUCGUUCUUCGAGCCUGCGAUCCUCGGGAAGGAAUCGAAGGCUCUGGGAUAAUCCGUUACCGGAAGCCAAGAAUCCUGGCUAAGAUUGAACUACGCAUUCCAUUUCAAUGGCCAAUCAGAUUCCUCCCUGAAACGGAUUAUCCCAGAGCCUCGCGUUCCUUCCCGAGGAUCGCAGGCUCGGGGAACGAGAUUGGGGAGAGCCAUGUGCAAUUAGCCAUUCCGAAGUUGAUGAGAGGACUGGGGACGAGUGUUAAGAAGUGCCCAAAUUAAGAAAUGAACCAAAUCACUAAAAAGACCACCUCAAAAUUAGUAAGUAUACAAAGUUUGAAGACGUUUACAUGAAUAUCCUUCGAAUAACAAGCUUUCGAAAAUCGUGAUAUUUACUAUGAAAUGUAUUGUAAUUUCUUGUUUUUGGGACGCGCGUCCCCAAAACAGUCUUAAUUUUAAUCAGUAAUUUCACAAUUUUCGAAAGCUUAUUAUUCGAAGGGUAUUCAUGUGAACGUCUUCAAACUUUGUAUACUUACUAAUUUUGAGGUGGUCUUUUUAGUGAUUUGGUUCAUUUCUUAAUUUGGGCGCUUUUUAACACUCGUCCCCAGUCCACUCAUUAACUUCGGAAUGGCUAAUUCAGAGUCUCUACUGCUCGUCAAAAUGACGCGCUCUGCGUCGAGAUAAAUUGCAGUUGAGCCAUAACCAGGCCCGUAGCUUGGGGGGGCUGGGGGGGGGCAAUGCCCCUCAGUGCCAGCCCACUCCGAAAUUUGGUAUGAAAAAUUGAGAUAAAGGACCUGGAAACCAAUUGUAAUCAUGGGACAAAUUCUGUAAAUUUUGUGGUAAAUUUUGUGAUGUUUCGAAAAAUUUUGUUAGGUUUUGGAAAAAUUUUGUAUGGCCGGAAAAAUUGGUCUGUCCGGAAAAAAUUUUUGACCCCUAAAAUGGUACACUGACCGAAAUUUUUUUGGCGACGGGGGGGGUUGCCAAAAUAAAUUCCGGAAAAAAAUUUUUCUUAUCUCAAACCGUCUGUUACAUUCUUUCUGCAGUGAGUGCCCCCCAGAAAUUGAGAGCAAACUACGGGCUUGGCCAUAACAUGUAACUGAGACUGGAAAAAUUAGAAUAUGCAUUUGAAAGUAUUCCACUGUUGAAUCAUCAUUCGAAUAUGCAAAAAGUUGCUCAAAGAACAACUAGUUUCCGCACGGUUGACUCGCUUUAAAUUAGAAAAUAUAAUCCUUAUGUGCACCUAUCUUUAGUUUGCUUUACACAGAAGACAAACAAAUGGACAGUAUAGAAAUUGUUUAGUGACAGUUAUAUUCCGGCUAUAAGUGAAACAAAUAAUGUAUUGAACAGUUCAAUACUUUGACAUGCAUAUUCUCAUUGCGUGUUAUGAUUCAACCUCUGAGUCAAUUUAUCCCGACGCAGAAUGACACGUUUGGAUGAGCAGUCAAGACUCUGAAUUGGCUUAUGUUGUGACGUUACACCGAGCUAGCGCUUUUGAACUUAACCCUAACCCUGACCCUAACUUUUUCGACGAAUCUUUGGGGUGACGUCACUACAUCAACAGAGUGCAGAAUAGGCUUUCCCAUAACCGAUUCCCCUUCAGCCACAUCAGGGUUAGUAGUUUCAAAGACCAAAAAAUUCAAAGAUUUUCAAAAAAUUUGUCUGCCUAUUUCAAAGACUUUUCAAAAAACAUUUGAGAGCAAUCAGAUGUUCAUAAAUUGCGAUUGUAAACGCCAUACAUACAAUAUAAAGAUACAAUAUAAAGAUUUUUCGAAUAUAUAAGGAUUUCAGAGACUAGUAGGCACCCUGCAUACUUUCAUUGUGACUCUACUUAACAUUACAGGUUUGAGGCUUCCUCCGGGUAGUCCAGGAGGUUUUCUCUUGUAAUAACAAUGGCGAACAAGAGAUGGACUAUAUUUGGGCGUCUGAGAAACAGGACUUCGGACCAAAUAGAGAUAAAGCGGUUUAGAAAAUAUAGUUGGUAGUUUAGCAUAAUAUGAAACUCUUCAAUUUGUCGAAAAACUUUCAAAAACCUUUCAAGAAUCAUUAUACUUGAUAAUUUUUAUAUUUGUUGUUGUUAUAGGUCAGCGAAGGAUUGGCUGCGCGAGAGCAUCGCUUUUCAAACGCUCGACAUGAACUUUCGUCAUUUCAUAAAUUUUCCUCCUCAAGCAACAUCAAGCCUCAAUCCAACGGUGCAACGUCCAUUGAAAUACAGGAAACUUCAUUUACGAGGAAUUAUGAACCAGGGAAAAGUAGCAGAAAGAUGGAGAAACGACAAAAUAAAACAUCACUUGAUGGAAAGGAUGGCAAUGAUGAUGUUGGAAAAGAAGAGAGAAGUGAAAAUAUUGCAGAUCGUUUGAGUAACAUUGAAGGUAGAUUGACAGAAUUGGAGAAAUCUAUAACAAACAAUUUUAACCAAAUAAUCCAGCAUAUUCAGAGAAAGGAACAGUAACAAAAUAAUGAAAGUCUCCCAUCCAGUCUACGUAAAGACUGCACAAUAUGUAUACAAUAGCUGCCAGAUAAGUAAUAUGAAGUGGUUAGAUCGUUUAGAAAUACGUUCGCAAGGCUACGGUAGAAGACUGAAAUCAAUUCUCAAGAAUGAGUUCAAUAUUGCAAAAAUAGGGUUAUGCAAUUUUGAGGGCAAAUCACAACCUCGUACACAGAGUAUUUCCUCUUGUGGAGAAAAGACCCUGGUAGACACUGGUCACGUGAUCUGCUAAAAUCUAGCAGAUUUCUAAUUAACUAUCUUGGAUUCCUUUACGACAAUCGUACAAAAAGCAAAUUAAAAAUUAAACUAAAAAUUAUCCAAAUAUCAAAUAUUUAUUGAAUACCUCAGCUAGAUUUUAGCAGAUCACGUGACCAGCGUCUACCAGGGUCUUUUCUCCCCUGGUCAAGAGGAAAGACCCUGGGUACGAGGUUGGGCAAACCACUCCUAAAAAGUGAACAAAAUAAUGAGAUUUGUUUGUGGUAUGUUAUUCUUUUUGUGAUUUCUUGUGAUUUUUCAGCAGGUGUACGUGAUAUAAAUCAGUGAAAUUUAUCACUUUAUCGUUAAUUCGAUCCCAAGUCUUAAUUAGUGCAAAUAAAAUGAAAAAUUAAUCAACAAUCAAUAUAUUAAUUAUAUUUGCACGGAGGAAGAUCCGGGCUUACGGAUUGAAAGCUAAUUAAAAAAUGUAAAUAAUAUUCCAUGGCGAUUGGUGUUUUUCCACAAAAAUGGCAGAAAUUGACGUCCAGCCUCUUUCUAUUGUUUUUGUCCGCGCGAAACACUCUCUCCUCCGCAGAGGCUUACAUGAAAUUUCUAAUGUGGGAAAAGUGAGCGCGCAAGGAGUGAUGGGAAGAGCUAAAUAAAGGAAGCCUCUGCGAGUUAAUGCAAUCAAUAUGGCGUCGUAUAUAAUCGUUUGUAGCGAAGUUCGAUCAACCAUCGGGAGUGUUAAAACAUGUUUUCAACUUUCAUUUUCAGGCGUACUUGAGUAUCCUGGGGUGAAUUCAAUAUCUUCUUCUGUCCAUUUGCAUGAAAAAUAUUGAGAAAUUGCAAACGAAUAUCAAUGGUACGAGCUAUCUAAUGAUAAAUAUCCUCUUAAUUGCAACAUUUCUUUAUAAAAAUGACUCUAUUGAACUUCGAUACUCAGAUUAUGAAGAUUCAUUUCAAUUUCUUUCACAUUUCCGUCGAAUUCAAGUUUAGAAAAAGGUCAAACAACUAGUUUGGUUCAAAAACCAUACUUCGUCGCAUUAUCUGGCAGAGCCUCCCCAACUUCAUUUCAAUCUUCCUAUCGCACCGUGCGUGCUCACUUUUAUUCAGGAAACUUCAUGUAAGUUAUUUGUAAAUACUUAAGGAGGCUCUGCGGAGGAGAGAGCGGUAAACACAAGCGGGACUGCAAGGAGUGUGCCAAACUUUAAUAAUUUAAAGAAUAAUGUUAUGGUUUUAUGAACUGAUAAAUUAUGAACCCAAAAAAUAUUUCGUAGAAAUUGUUAGUUAAGUUCAAAAUUGUGAAUUGCUGCAGAUAAUUAUAGCAUAAUUCACAUUAGAGAUGGGAAACUCGUCUGAUAUAAAUCCGGCAACUGGCGAGUUUUCCUUCUCAACUUUUCCGUCCAAAUAGACGGGAAAAUUAGUCGGGAAUCGAGUCUAAACGAGAAACUUGUUUUAAUUUCGCAUUCAGACGGAUAAAAGAGACGCGGGAGAAAGCGUUGCCAAGCAAGGGAACUUAUGAACUGGAACGUACUAGAAUUUUUGAGAUAGACAAAUUAUGUUUAAAACCUACAUAAAAUUUGAAACGGAUUUCCUUUCCAUAGAAGAGUUUCCAGUCCAAGACGAGUUUCCCAUCUCUAAUAUGAAUUCGGCUAUUGCUGUACUAAUAAUAUUGUGGUGACCAAGUUACUUAACUUAAUUGUUUGUAUAUAAUAUACUAAGUUUGUAUAAAUAUUUAAUCUAAUCUGAAUAUGUAUAUAAUAUGAAUACGUAAUAACCUAUUGUAAACUUAAUAUUUUUGCCAUGGAUUUGUUAUAUGUAAUUAUGGCAAUAGUCUUUUUACGAAGAAGACAGC
Molecule: messenger RNA, 8732 nt
Organism: Paramuricea clavata
Lineage: Eukaryota; Metazoa; Cnidaria; Anthozoa; Malacalcyonacea; Plexauridae
Source: the annotation of a GenBank genome assembly